Molecule: messenger RNA, 4554 nt
Organism: Atta colombica
Lineage: Eukaryota; Metazoa; Arthropoda; Insecta; Hymenoptera; Formicidae
Gene: orb2
Product: cytoplasmic polyadenylation element-binding protein 2
Exons: 8
Coding region: 1960-4188 (742 amino acids)
Biological process (GO): negative regulation of cytoplasmic translation
Cellular component (GO): neuron projection; cytoplasm; nucleus
Molecular function (GO): mRNA regulatory element binding translation repressor activity; mRNA 3'-UTR binding; translation factor activity, RNA binding
Source: RefSeq, a predicted model, not a curated record
UCGACGGAGGCGCGAGGGCGUACGCGCGACGGAGGAAACGCAGAGACUACUAGAUAGACAACGGUGAAACAAGUGCCGCGCCGAGGGAAAAUAGGGAAAAUAUGCGAGCCGACCGGGAGGAGGCAACGAUAGACCAUCGUACCUCGUAGAAGAGCUAGAGAGGUGGGAGAGACCGACGUACGUGUGCGGUCAGAGGUGGUGCACGAUACCGCGUGUAGGCGGGGAGAUCGUCGGCGGAGGUGUGGAAGAGAGCUGGCCCCUCAAGUUACCGCGCCGCGCACGAGCCGCGAUUACCGCGCAGUGUGCAAAUCCGCUCCGUUCCGUUCCGCUCCGAUUAUCGUCCGGGUGGAGAGACCUGAGACCACGUCGCGAGUGCGAUGCAGUGGUAGUAACCCUGACCUGACCCCCCCGCAUACGACACACGUUACGUUCCUUUCGGGCGCGGGCUCGCCGCGCGCUCCGCGUAGUCUGCGUAUCGUCACAUUCGUCACAGUGUCCACGCGAGGCUCACGGUGUGCGCGCGCGUGUGCAAUAAACCACAUCGACGAGCUCCGUCCGUGCUGAGCGUCAGCGUACCUCACGUAUGUAAAACGGAGCUUAUCGGUGAUCGAUCGAUCGCGCGCGUGCGACAGACGAUUCGCCGCGACGCGGAUACGCGGAAUACGUGGGAUACGCGGAACAAUCGGCGGCGAUCGGCAACAGCGAUACAUCGUCGAGGGAGUAGCGCACGACGAUUGUCAGUUCCGCGAGUGCGAAUCCUAUCUCGAAUCGUCCUCGAAAUCAGCCACUUUCCUUCACUCGCCCGCGCCGCCCCACCGCGCCACCCGGGGGAAAACUGCGAGUCGAGUGUGACAACCGCGAAGUCGCUGGCGAUCGCCACGCGAAGGACGUGAAUCGGUUUCGCUUCGUGGGGCCGUGAAACGGGGUGGUGAAACGUAUCGCGUAUACACUAUAUACACGUUCUUCCCUCCCGCCCUCUUCCCUCCCGUCCUCUAACGCCUCCGCCUCCGCCUCCACCUCCGCGAUACGAUCCGCGGAGCGACCUCGUAUCCGUAGUCGCGUGUGUGUGAUAGUGGCAAGCAAAAGGUCGCGCGCGCUGCGCUGCGUAUUUGGGAGGAUUCCAAGUGGUCCAGCAGUGUGUAUCCCCGCCGAGUGGAUCGAAAUUAUGUUCGCCAGGGGAUAGCCCGCGAACGAAACGCGCACACGACAAACGAGAGUGGUAUUCGGGGCGAGCGAGCGAUCGAACGCGGGGGAGGCAAGAGGAAGCUAGGAAGGAGGCAGUUUCGAACGAGCAGCGCUUCGCGUAGAAGCGUCGCGACGACAAUGACAACGCGCGUCACCGAGUGAGCUUGGCUCCCCGACAACCAAGAGGAUGCCACGGAGACAGGGUCGCUGCCGAAUCGUACCGGGGCGACACGGCAUCAGUGAGAUCUAGAGAAACGUUUCCUGAGGAGCGAGUGGAGCAAUCGGAGGACGAGGAAGAAACGAAAACGAGAUUAUAUACAUGCCUUAAGUCCGAAAAAAAUAGAUCGAAGCAUGGUAUAGAAGGUGAGAAAUCAAGAAAGAGUAAAAGUUAAAGAAAGAAAGAGAGAACAGCGGAAGCAAAGAGCGAAAGACAGAACGAGGAAGUUGUCAACGUGAUAAGGAGGAUCACAGUCUUUCGGUUUCCGAAGCUCCUCUCCGUGGGUGUUUUUACGCGUGCGGCCGUGGAUCGAUAGUUUGUCUCGCACGCUCGUGUCGAACAGGAGUUGUGAGUUACGACGGCGAAUUACGUGGAGGACGCGAUCGCGAGCGGUCCUCUUUCGUUCGACAACAACGACACCCUCGAGCCGCGAAUAAACGAGGCCCGUGGGAAACGAGAAGCAAGUUUCCAAAGGGGCCUAGCUGGUGAGUGCUGGUUAUCGCGACAGUCAUCAACGUUGCAAAAACGCUCGGCGAUUGCAAGCUCCGCGGUGAUUUAUGGGGGAUUACGGCACAACGAGCCUCUUCUCGAGUACCCUGACCAGCCCGAAACCUAGUACGACAAGCAACAUCAGCAGCGCCGCCGUCACCAUAACGACAUCCACGAUGCAGGACGAUCUACUGAUCGAAAAACAAACUACCGGCAAGCCCGCUCCGCUCUCACCGAGUGGUGGUCUCGACACCGUGGCUGGACAGGACAAAUCGAAGGACGUAAUCGAGGCGGAGAACAUCGCCAUUACCCCGACGACGCCCUCGUCGACAGAGAAAGACAUCACAUGCAGCACGACAUCAGCUUUGCAGGGCUUCGCUGAUCCCGGUGGCCGUGUACCCAGCCUCUGGUCCGCACCCGAUGACGGCGGUCUGCACACCGCGUUACCAGUCAAUGGUUCGAUCGCUGCCUUUCAGAAUUUCCCAGCCGGUGGACCUGCGGGUCUUUUCACCAGCACCGGUGCCGCCGCCGUUUCGACCGGCACACGACGUGCCAUUACGGCUAGUCACAAUUUUCCGCAGCAGCAACAACAGCACGGUAACGCGGGUGCGCCCACCGGCACUAGACACGGCGGUCUGCAGGUGUCGUCCGCGCAGCAGCAGCAACAGCAACAGCAGCAACAACAACAACAACAGCAGCAUCAACAGCAGCAGCAACAACCUCCACCGACGUCACACCCAAGCGUCUAUCUGCCUGGCAAGGGAUACGCCGCGUGGUCAGGCGGACCGCAGGCUCCGCAACAAUGGGGUGCGGGCCCGCAAGCGGCUGCCGCAGUCGCCAGUCCGGGCCUUUCUCCGUGGAACCGCGGUAGAUCAGUACCUAAUAUACCACCGCUGCACUCGUCUUUACACGCCGCCGCAGCGGUUGCGGCCGCAGCCGGACUGCAGGGUCGCAAGCCGAGUCCGACGUUCCCGGGCCAUCCAGGUCCGGCAGCGGCACAUCCCUCUUGUAUCAGUCCGGUCAAGUUCCGUCGAAGCACGUCGUAUCCCGGCAAGGGUAACAUAUAUCCACCUCAACCAGCACCAACCUUCGAGGUAACCGCCGCCGAGGAGAGGGAUCUGCUGCAGCUGCCACCGUUUCAGCAAGAUCGUAUGACGGCUAAUGGAAACUCACCGUUAGACAACAUGAGGACUUUGGAACACUAUCUGAGCGACAUUAUGCGAGCCGGCGCAGCGGACACCCCAGAACAUCUGAAAGGAUUCAUAAACUGCAACACCGCCAACACGUUGCAGUCGCUCGCGCAGCUACAUGGUAAAUCUCCGUUCUUCCCGAGUCUCGAUGAGCAAGGACUGGAGGAUCCGAAUGCGCCGAACCAGUUGGACGGUGUCGGCGUUGGCGUCGGAGUAGGCGUCGGCGUCGGCGUGGGUGGCGGGAUAACGGCGUCUCAAGCGGCGCCACUCUCGUCGCCAAGUCGGAGCAGUCCGCACAGCCAGGGCAGCGAAACCGGCGAGCGUUUCUCGAGGAAAGUCUUCGUCGGCGGAUUACCGCCUGACAUCGAUGAAGACGAGAUCACAGCCAGUUUCCGCCGCUUUGGUCCGCUUGUUGUGGAUUGGCCGCACAAGGCAGAAAGCAAAUCCUACUUCCCUCCGAAAGGUUACGCAUUUCUGCUAUUCCAGGACGAGGGUUCGGUGCAACAGUUGAUAGAUGCCUGCAUCCAAGACGAGGACAAGCUUUACCUUUGCGUGAGCUCGCCCACGAUCAAGGACAAGCCCGUGCAGAUCCGACCUUGGCGACUCAGUGACGCCGACUUUGUGCUGGACGCCUCCAUGCCGCUUGAUCCGCGAAAGACAGUCUUUGUCGGCGGGGUGCCGCGGCCGCUCAAGGCAGUCGAGCUCGCGAUGAUCAUGGAUCGGCUUUAUGGUGGUGUCUGUUAUGCUGGCAUUGACACUGAUCCUGAGCUCAAGUAUCCCAAAGGUGCCGGCAGAGUCGCCUUCAGUAAUCAGCAAAGCUACAUAGCUGCCAUCUCAGCCAGAUUCGUACAGCUGCAGCACGGCGAUAUUGACAAAAGGGUUGAAGUCAAACCAUAUGUUCUGGACGAUCAGAUGUGUGACGAAUGUCAAGGCCAGCGUUGCGGAGGCAAGUUUGCACCGUUCUUCUGCGCCAACGUCACCUGCCUACAGUACUACUGCGAGCAUUGCUGGGCAACUAUUCACUCCCGGCCAGGUCGGGAGUUCCACAAGCCGCUGGUGAAGGAGGGCGCGGAUCGGCCUCGGGCCGUGCCUUUCCGUUGGUGUUAACCCCAGCUGCGUUGUCCCUAAUUAUCUCGCAGCCCUAGCUAAUUAACUACCACCUCUACCAAUAUCUCCCCACCCUCCCCUCACGUGCCCCAACCCUCACUUCCCUCCGCCUCCCAUAUUACUUACUUACUUACUUACCUACAACAAGAACACAGCCUCAAAACUGCUAUUACUACUACUACUAUUACUACCACCACUCGAUCGUUACGUACUAUCACUACUCUAUUCUACUACCACUAUUAUUACUAUUACUACUACUACCACAACUAUUCUAUUACAAAUUAUUACUACUACUACUACUACUACUACUAUUACUACUACUACUACUACUACUACUACUACUACUACUACUCCACUGCUACUACU